This is a messenger RNA of Trichoderma gamsii, 1371 nucleotides long. RefSeq lists its product as hypothetical. The record is from RefSeq and is a predicted model, not a curated record. The transcript has 3 exons. Bases 1 to 1371 code for a protein of 456 amino acids. NCBI's taxonomy places the organism in Eukaryota, Fungi, Ascomycota, Sordariomycetes, Hypocreales, Hypocreaceae.
AUGGCAAUUGGCAAGACACAGCCCGCAGAAGAGCGCGUCUAUGAGCCGCAAAUUACACACCUUUCAGACACAGAGGACUCACAGUCUGUGAUUCUCGAGCCCUAUCACGUCGAUCUACUCCCCGAAUAUGACUACGUCAGUCGUGAGUAUUUGAUGAGUGGCGUGGCUGCUGGCGAGUCUUACUGCACCCGCCUUCUCCUACGAUGCCCUGCAGACUCAGCCCAGUUUAGUGGUUUGGUAGUGGAAGAGCCGUCGCAUCUCUGGGGAGGUACAAGCAUCUGGCGCCAUAUAAACCGUUGGUUAAUGAGAAAUGGACACGCAUGGCUCGAAGUUGAUUCCCAGUCUCCUUCAGCGAUUGGCAAGAUCAAGAAUCUCGAUCCCGAGCGAUACAAAAACAUGCAUUUCAUUCCAGGACCCCUCGCAGAUGAGUUUAUGGAUACCAUACCAUUCAUGACAACUGUUACCCGGGAGACGUUGGAGCAGUCAUACAUUGAUUUUAAGAAACAGUGGUGGCCGGCCACGACGCAAUCUCCAGAGAUUCUUACAGCGGCUUCUCACGUUCUCCGUUCCGGGCAAUUGGGCAUCGCAGCCACCAGAGUAGUCUUGACGGGCUUGUCCCAGACAGGAGGCGUUACUCGGCGAUUCAUUACGCAUUCACCUCACCUCAGACUGCCUGACGGCGGUCUCCCGUUUGAAGCUUUUAUUCCCUGUCAGUCUGGUGGGGAAGCUUUACCAGAUGUUCCACGAGCCAAGAUCAUUGAACUUCUAGGCGAAUCGGAAUUCCAAUCUGUUCGUCUGCCGUGUGGAGUUAGUGGCCAGAUUAUCGGCGUCUCUCAUCGGCGAGCUGACAGCGAUUCCUUCCGGCUUUAUGAAAUAGCAGGCAUGGCUCAUCGCGAAUCUCGAUAUCCUUCCGACAUUGAUAAGAAGCGAUGGUCAGUAGCCGAGCUCAAUGGGGCAAAAUGGAGCACUUUUCCCAACUCUUUCAUUUACCAUGCUGUGUUCGAGGCCAUGGAGCGCUGGACGAGUGAUGAGGCUGUUGCUCCUCCUUGUGGAUCUACUAUACAAACGAUUGGAUUGAGCGAUGAGAUUGUCCGGGAUGAACAUUGCAAUGCAGUAGGAGGAGUGAGAUCGUUGUAUACAGACGUGCCAUUGUCACGUAUUGUUGCGGCUACCCCCAAGGGCCGACCAAAUUGGUACUGUGGUUCUGAGUGGUCCUUUACGUCUGAAUCUCUACAAAAGCUGUAUGGCACGGUGGCCAAUUAUCGGCGUCUUGCCGGACUGGCGAUUAAAAAGCAAAUACAAGCUGGCUUUUUACUUCCAGAGGAUGCUGAAGUACUUCGACGAGAAACCGUAGAAAAUGUUAUAUUUUAA